Messenger RNA from Psylliodes chrysocephalus, 1041 nucleotides. The record is from the annotation of a GenBank genome assembly. Lineage: Eukaryota; Metazoa; Arthropoda; Insecta; Coleoptera; Chrysomelidae.
AUGGACCUAAAAGGUGAAAAAAGAAUCAAUGUAAAAGAUGAAGACGAUGAAGAAAUUAGAAAAAUAGGACAAGGUGAUAUGGAAGAAAUGGAAAUGCAGGAUUUAGAAAAAACAGUAAUCGAAAAAAAAAACCAAGCAGACAUAUGGUUACAAAAUAAUUUAAUAUCAUUUGAUGAACAUGAGAAGCCCUGUUUAAAAGUUUUUAAUGAAACUAGUUCACAAACUUCAGAAGAAAGACUAAGCUUUUACCAUAUAUAUAGAGAUAAUAAAAGUGUUGAUGGUACAGGGGAAAAUGUUCAACAAUCCAAAAUAAAUAUUGUAAUGUUCAGACUGAGUAUGCUAAUUAGCUGCAUUUUCAUGACAAACACUGCUAUGGAAGAGAAGAACUUAGCAUCGAACCUGGUAGACUCAGCGUCAGACCUAUCCGAUUUUGAUAAAUACGCAGUCACCUGCUACAUAUGCGUAAACGUUUCUGACAAUCUAGUUUGUAACCAAUUCGCCAUAGAUAGACCUUGUAAACCAGGAGAAACAUUUUGUCACACUCUGCAUAUAAUGGAUUCAAAGGGUACCAGCGUUCUGGUGAACAAAAAAUGCACGACGGAGAAAGAAUGCCAAAGAAAUAAAGUGGGAUGUGUGGAAAUCGACGCUCAAACGAUGUGCGUAUCGUGUUGUGAUCAAAACUACUGCAACGUCAACGUUCCAACGAAUUCAUCGACGGCCGUUUUCGACGACAAAAUUUCUAAAAUGCGGAUGCUAGCGAAGAACCUCUUCAGAGAACGAGAAAAAGCUUUAACGACCACCAUAAAAGAAUCCAAAGCCGAAAAAAUGUUUAGUUGGAAAAAAUCACUUUUCCUCGUUUAUUUCUUAUUCAUACUAAUAGCUGGCACUUAAUAGACUUUUUAAUGAUAUAGGUACUUGUUUUUUUUUGCGGAUUACCUAUAGAUGUCGCUUUGUACUCUGUAAAUAUUCUGCUUUCUGCGCUAAAAUUCUUAACACCUGUUUCUGUUGAAGUACCUUUGUUUUUUUAUCUAAUAUUGCACA